Rhincodon typus (whale shark) is the source of this 3411-nucleotide messenger RNA. Its product is annotated as ubiquitin carboxyl-terminal hydrolase 15-like. The transcript is spliced from 8 exons. Gene Ontology annotation, biological process: protein deubiquitination. The coding region runs from base 510 to 1493 and encodes 327 amino acids. Gene Ontology annotation, molecular function: cysteine-type deubiquitinase activity. The record is from RefSeq and is a predicted model, not a curated record. NCBI's taxonomy places the organism in Eukaryota, Metazoa, Chordata, Chondrichthyes, Orectolobiformes, Rhincodontidae.
UCGUAAUGGCAGACCAGCUCAAAUGACCAAAUGGCCUACUCUUGCUGCUAUUUUCUCUGUUUUUAUGAGGCCAUGGAGGGAUUUGGAAACCAAGGUGAAGAGUUUUGCUAUCAAAGUAUUGCAUCACCAGGAGAUAAUACAGAUCAGAAAGCAUCGAUGUGAAAUGUGAAUUGAAGUUUGUACAACUUAAGAAAUGGGCAGCAGUGUUUGGCUGAUUUUGACAUUGAGGUUGGAAGAUGAAAGGUUAGCUAGGAGUAUGUUGGAAUAGUCACAAUUUGUACCACAUCUUUCUUCUAAGCAAAGAAGACUUUAGAACCCUGGUAUCAUUUUAAUAUAUAAUCUUAUAUUAGAUGCCAAAGUUUGCAGAACCCAAUGUUCCAAUAAAUGUUACAUCAAAAGACAAUUUUUACCCAUGCUUCAUACUUUUCUGUUUCUGUCCAUGUACCAUUCAGGCUGUCAAAUGGUGUAAUCCUGACUGAUUAUUUAGGCUGAUUAAAUCCACAGGUGAAAUGGAGACAGAUGAACAAGAUGAUGAAUCCAGUCAAGAUCAAGAACUUCCUUCUGAGAAUGAGAAUAGCCAAUCAGAGGACUCAGUUGGGGGAGAUAAUGAAGAUUCUGAAAAUGGCAUCUGCACUGAAGACCCUUGUAAAGCCCAGCUGUUCCAGGGACAUAAAAAACAGCUCUUUACAUUCCAGUUCAAUAAUUUAGGAAAUACAGAUAUCAAUUAUGUCAAGGACGACAGGCAAAUCCGAUUUGAAGACAGCAGACAAAUCAGGCUUGACGAACGAACAUAUCUAGCAUUAGACUGGGAUCCUGAAAUUAAGAAGAGAUGCUUUGAUGACAAUGCAGCAGAGGAUUUUGAGAAGCAUGAAAGCAUGGAAUAUAGGCCACAGAAAAAAGUUUUUGUAAAGUUAAAAGAUUGUAUUGAACUUUUUACAACUAAAGAGAAGCUAGGUGCAGAGGACCCGUGGUACUGUCCAAACUGCAAGCAGCAUCAGCAAGCCACCAAAAAACUAGAUCUGUGGUCAUUGCCACCUGUGUUGGUGGUGCAUUUAAAGCGAUUUUCUUAUAGUCGUUAUUGGCGAGACAAGCUGGACACGCUGGUUGAUUUUCCUAUUAGUGAUUUAGAUAUGUCAGAAUUUCUUAUAAAUCCAAAUGCUGGUCGUUGUGAAUAUAAUUUGAUUGCUGUGUCAAAUCACUACGGUGGAAUGGGCGGAGGACAUUACACAGCCUUUGCCAAGAACAAAGAUGACAAUAAAUGGUACUAUUUUGAUGACACCAGUGUUUCAUCGGCAAUAGAAGACCAAAUAGUGUCCAAAGCAGCUUAUGUCCUCUUCUACCAGAGACAAGAUACAAUCAGUGGUACUGGCUAUUUUGCACACGAUCAUACUGCUAAGAAGGAAACUUCUGCAUCUUUAUGCGUCCAGCGGGAGAGUGACGAAGAUUGCAACGAGAACGAUGUAGAAAAUGAAAACUGCAUGCACACAAACUGACAACAGUGAUGUCAUGUCAAAACUCUCCCAUGCAGAUUCCUGCCCCCAGAUACUGGAAAGCUAGAAGCAUACCACAAAUAAAGAGCGAAACAUCAUCUGGAAAAGAGGUGCUACAUCAGCCCAAGCUAAAAGCCAUUUUGGAUUUUACAUGAUGAGAUAGACUUAAGUCAAUUACUUGAAGCUGAAGUGUAUUAGAAAAUCAACUAGAAGCUAAUUGUGGUAUAUGAUUCAUGAAAUCUACUUGUCUUACUGAUGUAUGCUCGUUCUUUACUCUAAAUAUAAGAAAUAAUUAAGUGGUUCCUCCUUCACUCCUCCAAAUCUUUUUGAAAAUGUGAUAGUUCAUCUCCCAAAAAAGUCAGUUAUUUUUGUAAGGAUUCUGUUCCAUGAGCUAAAGUAAGCAGCAAAGUGUGCAAUGUACAUGCCCUGCUCUAGCAAUGGCAAACAUGAGCACUUAAACAGAAUGUGUCACUAAUUCAGUGACAGCUCCUGCCAUACUUUGUCUGAACAAGCAUUGUAAGGCCCAUCAAAAUAGAGGACUAGUGACAAAACUGGCAAUUGAAAAUGCCAUGCAGUGACUUCCAAGUUCCCAUUGAUCAUCAUCAAUUAACCAGUGUUAUGGGUUACUGUUCCAGAUGAGCUAAGUGGAAUGGACCCAUGUUGUAGAAGUGAAUAAAGUUUGUGUGUGUGCUACCUAUGAACGUUUAUAAACUCUACUUUAACCCUUUGAGGACUGCAGUGGCAUUUCUGCACCAAAAUAAGGAAACAAAGGAAAUUACAAUUGUCCAUUCAAGAAGUCAACAGAUUUAGAAAUGCUCAGUUGUCCCUGUAUAUUUCUCAAUUCUAUUUUCCAAAUAAUUGUGAGGUGCAGCAUUAGAAAUGAACAGAAAGUCGUUUCUGCAGGUAUUCUGUGACAGAAAACGUAUUUUGUAAACUGCAAACGAGCUUGCAGUACUCAGGGUUAAAAAUAGAAUGUCAUAACAGAUUAAAUUGACGUGCUGGAUAAUUUUCAUUUGUUCAGCAAACUUUGUUUGCACUCUUUACUUUUGGUGUAUGGCCAGGGCCUAAUGUAACUAUCUUCGUAACUCUUAAGUUAUUAUAUUAAAACUAGGCUCAAAAGUUACAAUAUAGCAAUGAAUUAUAUUAUCAAAUUUAGUAGAACAAAUGAGCAAGUGGGUUAAUUUUGUUUUAAUUCCCUUUUGGAAUUCACCAUAGCCUUACAGCAUAUUAAAUUGUGUAUAGUAAUCAUUUGCAUGUUGCAGUAACAAUUGUAUAUAUUACUGGGUAAACAUCGAAUUUAUUAGUGAGCUGUACUUGAGGGGCCAGGAUGCCAACAGCUUGGAGUGGGAUUUUGAUUUUUUUUAUUUUUCUGAACUGCUGCUUUCCAUUUGAUGUAAGUCAAAAGAUGUGUUUUUUGGUUUCUUACUGCCAUCGGCAGAAGCUGCAUAAUGCUUAAGGAAUUGCUGUUCUCUGUGAAGUUGAUCGCUUUCGUGUCCCAAUGCCAAUAAAUGAAAUGAUGGUCUUUGCUUUUAAAUGAAAACGAAACAAAAACACAUUAAAAACUGAUUUGAAUGGUGUAUUGUAUAAAUAAGUUCACUCUGUGAGUGCACACUUGGUAAAUUAUUUUAUUGAGAUGUUAUAGUUAAAGAUCUAGAAACACUAUUGUAGACCAGGAUGAGUUAAGUAUGAGUCUAAAAUGGCUUUGCAGAGUAACUUGAUAUUAGUGCUGAUAAUUAUUGAUGUUUUAUUGUCUAUCUUUCCCCUUUUUUUUAUUUUAUUCUCCCUUUGCUUUGUAAAAUGGAAGUCGUGGACCUCCAGCAUGUCUGAGGUAAAUGUUUGACUGCACUUCAUUUCAUUUGAUUUUACAUUUGAAACUUGCAUGUUUGUUUAUAAAUUUACAAUAAAGUUAUGCAAGGCCUCA